GUCCGCACGUAUAUACCCCACCUCUGGGGGACAUGUGCCAGUGUACUUUCUUUCCACAAGCUUCUUAUCAGCCAUUAGAGGGCCAUUUGCGUUCUGUGGGAUGAAUGGAUCAAUCCCUGCUGCUCCAAACAGCGGUCGCUGCUAAAACCAGGUACCAAAGCAGCAUUCAACGAAGCGACUUGGACACGGCCCAAAAUGCCUACGUGGCAAUACUCGCGGAAUUACCCCCGGAUCAUGUCGACAUCCCGGCGCACAAAAUCGCCCUGGCUGAGGUCCUCAUUAUGUUAGGGGAUUUUACUGGAGACAUUCAGCAUUACCAGGACGCAGUGAAAUUCGCCAAGGAAGCUGUGGCGGCUACUCCACCUGGCGAUCCACUUCGACCCGAUAGACUGACAGUCCUGGGCAUUGCCUAUCAAGAACAAUGGAGUCGAGUUCGCGACAAAGGGACGCUCCUCGCAUCGUUCGAACCGCUGGACCUCGCCCUACAGCUCGCCGAUAGCCAUCAUCCUCAACUAGCAAUUAUCUUGUCUGCUCGCGGUCAGACAAGUGAACAUAUUUCCGAACAUGAGGUCGGGGAAGUGCAACUUCAGCACGCACGCGACGGUGUCGUCUAUCAGCAACGAGCUGUCGAGUAUCUUUCCGAUGAUGAUGAUGAGCGAGCUGCAGUUCUACGCAAUUAUGCUGGUGCACUCAUAACGUUCAAUGCGCUUGCGCCACAGGAAGAACAACGAUUAGACGACGCAGUCUCUCUGGCGCAUGAGUGUGUUCGUUUAACGGACCAACACAACUAUCGACGUUAUCGCCGAUGGAACAUCUGCGCCAUGGCCCAUCAUCAACGUUGGCGAUUUCGAGGGAAUGCGUGGAUCGACGAUAUGCACCAAGCUCUACAAUGCACGUUGGAAGCCGCCCAAUGUGUCCCAAGAGAGCAUCGAGGCUGGCUUAUGAUCCGGUUCAACUUGAGCGCAAGUAAAGUGGAACGAUAUGAGAUCCUUGGGGAUCUCGAAGAACUGGAGACAGCGAUCCAAGAUUUGAAAACUCUCAUUCCAUAUCUUCCAGAAACCCAUCCACACCGGUCGGCUCGUUUGACCUACCUCGGCAAGGCUAUGUUUCAGUCAUUUCGAAACCGCGGUCUCCCCAGUUUGCUCGAUGAAGCAAUUGCUUUUCAUGAAGAGGCUGUCGAGCGUGCUUCGCCGGCUGAACAAUGGCGAUAUCGCCAAGAUCUUGGGGAAGCACUUUUGGAACGUUAUCUCCAUCAACGGGAUCCGUCUGCCUUGGACGCGGCAGUGAAGGCUUUCGAGGAGGCCCUGGAUGGUGCUUUACCACAUCAGCGCUUUCAUGUUAUGGCCAACCUUGCACAUGCACUGACAACUCGGUACGAUUCCCAUCGCUAUGAUCAGCAGCAGAGUAUCGAAGAUUUGGAUAGAGCCAUUCAAUACUUCGAGCAAGUCAUGGCUGUGGAUAAUCAGGUUUUCGACGUAUCUCAGGUCUCGGACGGUUAUGGACUAGCCCUUCUAGCACGGUCCCGCGAAAUGGUUCAUGUAGAAGGAUUGAUGACCGCAAUUCGGAUGUUCAACAAAGCAAUUACUACAGCACCUGAAAGCCAUCCAUCUUUGCCCAAAUACUACUGCCAUUGCGGAAGGGCCCAUCUACUUGUAUAUUAUGCGACUGGUGCAUUGACCGCACUCGAACAAUCCAUCAACGCCUUGAAGACAUGUCUGCGGUUCACUCUACCGGGCCAUCCCCUUUCAGCACAUCAUCAACAUCAGCUCGCUAUAUCCCUUCUCCAUCGCUUUGGCAUUACGCCCUACCAGACAGACCUGAUUGAGGCCAGCGCCCUGCUUAAAGCGGCGUCUGACGAUGAACACUCCUUCGUAAUGGACCGAUGGACCGCAGCUAGAGAUAGGGCGAAACUUCUCCAUGACCAUUUUCCAUUAAAUCCCGCUGCACUUGAAUCAUAUUCCACAGCCAUUUCGCUUCUUCCACGAGUAGCAUGGUUGGGGCUGGAAGAUCAUAUCCGGUAUGAGACUGCCCAGCAGUGGAUAUCGUUGGGCAAUGACGCCGCCGCCUGUGCAAUCAUGGCAAAUCAACCGGAGCGCGCUAUUGAAUUCCUAGAGAAUAGUCGCUCCGUACUCUGGAAUCAGCUUUAUCAGCUCGGCCAGAGCCAUGAACAAGUGCGUGAAAUAGCACCGGAAUUAGUUGAUGAGAUGGAUUCCGUUGGCCGAGCGUUGGAGGCGAAUAUGCGGACAAUCUUUCAAGCGCCGGAAAAGCAGGAGCGCCAAGCACAGGAGAUCGAACAAGCUGCCCGGGCGAGGAGACGCUUGGCGGAAAGAUGGGAUCAUCUCAUGGCGAAGGUUCGAGUGCUCAGAGGGGCUGAAAAUUUCCUUGGUUGGUCCACAUUUCAAGACUUACGCGGAGCGGGUGACAGGGGCCCGGUUAUUGCAAUCAACAUCAGUCGUUAUCGGUGCGAUGGUAUCAUCAUCACAAAGAGUCGCCCACCGCAUGUGUUCCCCUUGCCAGCUGCUAGGAUGGAGGUGGUUGAGAUGUGGGCGAAGCAAUUCAUAGUCUAUCUUUCUGGAUGCAAGGAUCCGCAAGGUCUCUUUUUCGCCGACCAGGAAGUGUCUCAAAUACUGCACAUGCUAUGGCGAGAUAUCGGCAUGCCCUUAUGUCAACAGGUUCAGCGGUUCUUGACCAGAGGGCAGCAAACCCGAGUUUGGCUCAUGCCGACUGGCGCUCUGGGCUCCCUACCCCUUCAUGCGGCGAUGGCAAACGGACAUCCCCGCUUCGGAGUUCAGGACGUCAUGAUACCAUCGUACACCCCAACACUUUCUGCGAUGAUCAGGGCUCAGCGACAACGUAAGAAUGGUCCUUUCAAGAUGCUUGCAGUAGGGUGUCCAAACUCGAGAGGACACAAGCCGUUACCGUGCUGGCCAGACGAGAAAGCGACAAUACACAAGCAUAUUCCCCCGCAAAAUAUCACCGUGAUAGAAGGCACGAGUGCAACCGUAGGACACGUGCUGAAAAACUUACCGGAGCAUAACUUUCUACAUAUCUGCUGUCACGGAGAGCACGAGUGGCAAAACCCUUACAAAUCUCACCUCGCGUUAUGGGACGGAAAUCUCACACUCCGCAGCAUAUCUCACCAGAGGUUCGAACUAGCGGACUUCGCUUUCCUGUCGGCUUGUCAUACCGCUCGAGUCGAUCCCAGAGCACCUGAUGAAGCAGUUCACCUUGCUUCUGGAAUGAAUCUUGCAGGGUUCAAGAGCAUCAUAGCAACCAUGUGGGGUAUCGCGGAUAUG
Messenger RNA from Dacryopinax primogenitus, 3296 nucleotides. RefSeq lists its product as uncharacterized. The record is from RefSeq and is a predicted model, not a curated record. Gene Ontology annotation, molecular function: protein binding. The annotation marks the transcript as partial. The transcript is spliced from 2 exons. NCBI's taxonomy places the organism in Eukaryota, Fungi, Basidiomycota, Dacrymycetes, Dacrymycetales, Dacrymycetaceae.